CUACCUGGCAACACUGCCAACGGCGUCUUGACCAGUCACGUGAUCGUCACCAACAACGAAAUCCAAAAAGUCGGCGUAUUCAUUAACAAAGACAAGAUAUAAAACAUCCCUUUGAAGACAGAAUAACUUAGAGUUUGAAGCGUUUGUUGGAGUAUCGGGAUAGGACGGCCAUCUUCACCGAAGUGUUUUUCGUCAACGACCUCUGGCGGAAGUAAAGUCCCUCUUUUUAAUCUUUCAAUAUUUAAGAGCAAGAUGUCAGCCCAGGUGAGACUGAGGCUUCUGCCAAGCGCCAGGUGUUUAUUCGAUGAGCCCAUCCAGCUGAAGGUUGCAGGUCUGAGACCAAAGCAGGAGGUCACCAUGGAGGCCAGCUCAACCGACGAGAAGGGAGUGGUGUUCAGCUCCUCUGCUGCGUACAGGGCUGACGGUAACGGGGAGAUCCAUCUGGACAGAGACGUCUCGCUCGGUGGAAGCUACUAUGGGGUGGAGCCUAUGGGUCUGCUGUGGUCCAUGAAGCCGGUGGUCUCGUUCAAAAGAUUUCAGAAAACAAACGCGCUUAGCCCUCACAUUGUGAACUUCUCUGUGCACGACGGGGGAGCGGAGAAGCGGGGCCGGAUGCUGGCGGAGGUGACGAACGAGCGGCUUCUGAUGGGAGAAGGGAUCAGCCGGGUUCCCGUCAGAGAGGGCAACAUUUGUGGAAUGCUGUUUACUCCCCCAGGCAGAGGGCCGUUCCCUGCCGUACUGGAUCUGUACACAUCAGGUGGAGGUCUGUCGGAGCGGAGAGCCGCCCUGCUGGCCAACCGAGGGUUCUUGGUUCUGACCAUGAGCCUUUACGGCAGCGAAGAGCAGCCCAGGAGUAUCCAAGGGAUACAUUUGGAUUAUUUUGAAGAAGCCAUAGAGUUUUUAAAAAAACAAGAUAAAGUCGGCAGUAAAGGAGUUGGUGUGAUAUCUCUGUCAAAGAGUGGAGACCUUGCUCUGUCAAUAGCCUCUUAUCUGUCUUCUGUGGAUGCUGUCAUUUGGAUCAACGGCUGCUCAGCCAACACAGUAUUACCUCUUUACUAUAAGAACAGACAAAUCCUCCCCCCUUUAUUGUACAACCCAGAGAGACUCAUUCAAACUCAGUCAGGAGCUAUCGUUACAAAGUAUGCCAUGUGUGAUCCUCUAAAAGAGGAGAACAGGACCAGUUUAAUCCCCAUUGAACGGGCCAAGGCACAACUCCUCUUUGUGGCCUCCGAGGACGACCUAAACUGGGACAGCAAAGGUUACAUGAUGGAGAUGGUGGAGAGACUGAAGCAUCAUGGGAAACAAAACUUUGAAAGUGUGUGCUACCUGGGGGCUGGGCACUAUCUCGAGCCCCCUUAUGGGCCGUACUGCCCCUCCAGCUACCAUGCGUAUGCAAAGAAACCGGUGAUGUGGGGGGGUGAACCGAGGUCCCAUGCCGCAGCUGAAGUAGAGCUGUGGAAGAAGAUCCAGGAGUUUUUCAGAACCCAUCUGAGGUGUGACAGUGCAGAGACAAAUAUCAAGUUAUAGAUUCAGACGUGCCAGCUUUCAAAUGCAAAUAGUUAUUUAGGUGAGGUGUAGCGUGAAAGUAGGGGUCAAGUUCAAUGAAGAAUUUGACUUUGUCUCGUAAAGGGGCACCACCUUCCGUAAGGAAGGAACAAUUACUCAAUGAUGAAAGUUUAUCAAUUUCAAAAUUAAUCUCAACACUCCAGGAAGUAAAUUCUCAUCUGAAGGGACCGUAUCACAAAGAAAGAACAAGAUGGACAACGACUGCCUUUUUGAUAUUUAUUAAUAGAUAAGCAUAAAAAUAUAUACAAAAUAAACAAAGAAAAUCAAUGUAGUGUGUGUGUGGGUGUGUAUGAAAGUGUGUGAAAGUCAUGGAAGAGCAAAGUAAUGCCUCAGAACAGUUUAAGAGAAAAAUUGUAAUCUAAAGAAAACAAUUACGUUAAACUGUUCAAGACACUGGUCUGGAUAAAUCAAAUUGGCUGUUAUGACCACAUCAAACCGCAACAGUUUUGCUGAGAGGGUCUCCUCACCACGGUGGCUCGAAGCUGGACUUGGACUGGACUUUCAGACAAAGCUCACCAGACAAAGGUGUUUCUCCUGAGGCCGAUGAGAUGGAUGAAAGCAGCAGCAGCUUUGGCGUAGGGUGUAGGAGAACGGUCGAAGACUCUUCUGGAGCAUUCGACCGGAUGCGGCUGAAGUUCUGGUGGUCAUCUGGGUUUGCACAGCCAAAAGAGUGGAUGGUCAUCGAAAAAGCGUGCUGGAUUUAAAGUUCACUGGAGUUUAGUCUCAAAGCGGAUCGUUCAAUCAGUUUCAAAAAUAAGAAGCACAAAUGGUGAUGAGCUUCAAAAGAGUUAAAAGAAAAAUGCACGACAGUUACCAAAAA
Molecule: messenger RNA, 2386 nt
Organism: Oryzias melastigma (Indian medaka)
Lineage: Eukaryota; Metazoa; Chordata; Actinopteri; Beloniformes; Adrianichthyidae
Product: acyl-coenzyme A thioesterase 1
Exons: 4
Coding region: 253-1527 (424 amino acids)
Biological process (GO): acyl-CoA metabolic process; fatty acid metabolic process
Molecular function (GO): fatty acyl-CoA hydrolase activity
Source: RefSeq, a predicted model, not a curated record